UUUGAGUCACGACUGCCGUGUGGAGCAGCAGCAGGUGGGCGGGGAGAUCGACACGAGUGGAGAGGAAGUGGUGAGGAUGCGUUCCAGCCGCCGAGCUGCACUUUGCUCCGUGCGUCGCCACAAACAGCCGGUCAGCACCGGAGCCUCUGACCCCCAACAGGAGCCGGGACCACGGACGGCGAUGCCCGACGAGGUGAGGAGGCGGUGGGAUCUCGGCCCACUUCGCCGUGAGGCUCAGAGCAGUUUCCCUGGACAAUGCAGUUUCUGUAAAUCACCACAUCUGAGCGUCCACUGAAGGGAAAAGGAACCCGUGGUUGGAGGAACGACGGCAGAGCUUCCCCUCUCAUCGACUUCUCUGUGAGUGAACGAUGUCAGCCAGCUCUGCCGACGGUUUGGGAACAGGAACCAGAAACCAGAAAGUGUCAAAGGAUCAUAAAAAGACAGGCAGAGUUCGGUACACGAGUAAGCACAGGCGGCAGUACAGGCAAGAAGCAGGCAGUGGUUCAAACGCGACAAGACUGAUAUCAGGCAUGGAAAGGUCCGGGCAGGAAUCAGAGCCCACAGCAGCUGCCCUGAAAGGAGCCAUCCAGCUGGGCAUCGGCUACGCUGUGGGAAACCUCAGCUCCAAACCGGACAGGGAUGUCCUCAUGCAGGACUUCUCUGUGGUGGAGAGUGUCUUUCUUCCCAGUGACGGCAGCAACCUGACUCCAGCACAUCACUUCCCAGAUUUCCGUCUGAAGACAUACGCUCCGCUGGCCUUCCGCUACUUCAGAGAGCUGUUUGGCAUCAAACCUGAUGACUAUCUGUACUCCAUCUGCAACGAGCCUCUGAUCGAGCUGUCCAACCCCGGCGCCAGCAGUUCCUGGUUCUACCUGACCAGCGAUGAUGAGUUUAUCAUUAAGACUGUGCAGCACAAAGAGGCUGAGUUCCUGCAGAAGCUGCUUCCUGGUUACUACAUGAAUCUGAACCAGAACCCCAGGACGCUGCUGCCCAAGUUCUACGGUCUGUACUGCAUCCAGUGUUCUGGCGUCACCAUCCGUCUGGUGGUGAUGAACAACGUGCUGCCGCGGGCCAUGAACAUGCACUACAAGUACGACCUGAAGGGCUCCUCGUACAAGCGCCGCGCCUCGCGCAAGGAGCGUGCCAAGUCUUCGCCCACCUUCAAAGACCUGGACUUCCAGGAAAUGCAUGAAGGCCUGUACUUCGACCCAGACACUUACAGCGCGCUGAUGAAGACCUUGCAGAGGGACUGUCGGGUGCUGGAGAGCUUUAAGAUCAUGGACUACAGUCUCCUGCUGGGCAUUCAUGUUUUGGACAAGAAGCCACUGAGCAGAGAAAGCCGAUGCGACAGCAGGAGGGGACAGAAGGUUCUCUACUCCACCGCCCUCGAGUCCAUCCAAGGAACCGUGAAGGACCCUGAGCCUGUGGCUGAUGAUGAAACGUUGGGUGGAAUUCCUGCCAAACAUCGAGAUGAAAACCUUCUUAUAUUCUUAGGAAUCAUUGACAUUCUUCAAUCUUACAGGUUUAUCAAGAAGGUGGAACACUCUUGGAAGGCUCUUGUACAUGAUGGGGUGUGUAACUUGAUAUGUGCAACUUUUACAUGCAUACAUUUUGUGUAUAUAAACAUCUCUUUUCCAUCUCAGGACACGGUGUCAGUUCACAGGCCCAGUUUUUAUGCAGACAGAUUUUUGAAAUUCAUGGGUUCAACUGUUUUCAAAAAGCUUCAUCCUUUAAGAGGAGCUUCUUCCAAAAGAAAGAGAGCUACUCUCCAUCCAGUGAGGUCAGCAUCUCAGGAGUUUCUCUCCCCACAUAGGGAGGAGAGAAACUCCUGGAAAGUGGAGAGCAGAGCCCAAAGCGUGGACAAUCUGGAUGAAGAUUGUGAAUUUUACAGCUCUUCUAAACAACCAGACCUUGUUCCAAGACCUACUGUUUCAUUUGAGUCCAACUGGAAUGACGAGGAGCAUCAUGAAAACAGUGAAGCCCGCCGAGGCUCCAGUUCAACAAUCGCUCUGGACGAUUCCCUGCGGAGCCUCAGCAAGAGCCGGUCAGACUCUGAGCUGGAUGUUUACUUUGUGGCCUCUGGUUUUCAAUCAUUUCAAGAAGUGAGAAGAAAAGACUGAUGUCUUCAUUCAUCUGUAUGGCUGACCUUUGACCCCUGAGCUUCUUUGUGGCUUAAAGACACCGGGACUUCACGGCAGCGUAAACACAACCAUAAAUUAGAGGAAAUCUGUUCAGUUGCUACAAGUGAGCAUCACUUUUUGGCUCAAACUGAAUGUGGCAAAGCACUGUUUCAGACAUCUCACCAGCACCAGGUGACAGCUACAGCUACUGACACAGUGAAUCACUAUGGUAAUAUAAGACACUAUAAAGCUGCUUCUUCCCUAAGCUGCUCAUUUAAUGAUGUGUUAAAAUAAUAGUCUGUUUCCUUGCGCUGUAUUUGUCAUUUUUGUUCUGUGUACAUGUCUAAACUCAGUGGCUGGAUCGCUGGGGAAAGAAACCUGUUACUAAAUCUGUUACAGAAAGUAAUACUUUCCUGCUGUUGUUUCCAAAUUGUGUAUUUAUACAGAAAUAUGUGCUAAAAUGAUAAUAUCUGAAUAAAUAACAGGCACAUAAUCGCAUAGAUUACUUUGAAAUCAUAAUUUGCAUAAAACUGUUUGUUUUCAUAUUCAACAUUGUGUGAUUUUUAUUCAUACAUACAUAAUCUGCUCCCGCCAUGUCAAUAAAUGUUUUUAUUGCUGAGUUUUAUUGUGAAAAAUAGAUUUCAUAUUAAGCAAUAUACUCUGGUGAUACUUAAUGCAAAUCAACCAACAUACUGUAUGCUGUAAUCAUAUGUUUACAAAUUAUUUGCAUUUUUUUCAUGCACUCCUGCGUCAGUCGUUUUAAAGAAGCAUGGCGUCUUUUUUUGACUAUUGUGUUUCAGUGUGGCUGAUAGACCUGUAUUAUAGCUUUGUGUAUCUGUUAAAUAAAUGUAUAUUUAUGUAUAUCUCUA
Betta splendens (Siamese fighting fish) is the source of this 2989-nucleotide messenger RNA. It is a transcript of the gene pip5k1ba, whose product is annotated as phosphatidylinositol-4-phosphate 5-kinase, type I, beta a. Lineage: Eukaryota; Metazoa; Chordata; Actinopteri; Anabantiformes; Osphronemidae. The record is from RefSeq and is a predicted model, not a curated record. Bases 369 to 2120 code for a protein of 583 amino acids. The transcript has 15 exons. Gene Ontology annotation, biological process: phosphatidylinositol metabolic process. Gene Ontology annotation, molecular function: phosphatidylinositol kinase activity.